Messenger RNA from Salvelinus sp. IW2-2015, 2788 nucleotides. The record is from RefSeq and is a predicted model, not a curated record. Lineage: Eukaryota; Metazoa; Chordata; Actinopteri; Salmoniformes; Salmonidae.
AAUGGCAUUACUCCAUUUCAACAGAUGUUGGCUUCCUGCUCAGGGGCUCUCCUGACGUCAUUGUUUGUCACACCUCUGGAUGUUGUCAAGAUCAGACUCCAGGCUCAGAAAAGUCCUUUUCCCAAAGGGAAAUGCUUUGUGUACUYCAAUGGCCUGAUGGACCAUACCUGUGUGUGUACGAACGGCAACUCCAAGGCCUGGUACAAGGCCCCCGGCCACUUCAACGGCACUCUGGAUGCCUUUAUUAAGAUAGUCCGCAGGGAAGGUAUCAAGUCGUUAUGGAGCGGCCUCCCUCCAACCCUUAUCKUGGCGGUCCCGGCGACGGUGAUCUACUUCACGUGUUACGACCAACUGCGUGCUGCKCUGAGGGUCAGGAUGGGAUCACACGCUGAYGAGGCGCRUCUACUAGCAGGCGCCCUCYCCAGAGGUGAGCUGACCUCUGACCUUACAGMUCACUGUGGUGAUGUAUACUUGAGAGCGAUAAAUAGUGAUAGAGUGAUUAACAUUGUUUUGUCUAUCCACUAUCUCCUAGGUUUCCUUCCCAGGGUGAUCAAGGUGGUCCCAGCCUGUGCCAUUAUGAUCAGCUGUUAUGAGUUUGGGAAAGCCUUCUUCCGCAAGCACAACCAGGAGAGGCUGCUGACCAGCAACACCUGACCUGACUAGGCCCUCUCACACACACAAACCACAACCAUAGACAAUACCAAGAACACAAUCAGCCAUCGCCAACAGUAGGUAUUGGCUACCUCUACCUUUCCCUGGGUCCUUAGAGAUUUUCAGGUGUAACUUUGCAUGCCUGUGUCCUCCCAGCUGCUUAGACACCCCAACACCCCUCACUGUUAUAAAGUGUUCAAGUGUGAUAUGUCAUGUGACUAGCUGGAAGUAGCUAAUGCUGGCGUUUAGGACCUAAGAACGCCAGGACUUGAUUCUGUUCCAAAGCAGGAAAUACUGGCAGACAUGAAAACAAAUAUUUGUAGGUAAUCAAUAUUAUUCAUAUUUUAUCUUAUAUUUCUCAAUCAAGGUAUACUGCACUWAAUCACCAUACUAAUUGUGACAAGAGAAAAUAGUAAAAGUGCACAGAUUGUAUUUGAAAUAUAUAGUUUUUUUUGCCAAAUCAUGAAGGUAUUAUCAUUUUCAUAACUACUUAAAAAUUAUUUAUUGUGCACCCAUGGUAAAAUAUCAUGUUAUGAAGUGCAUUUAAUUACACUGGCCUGUAGGUGGUAUCAGAGACUUGUUUGUAACCUGAAACUGGGGGGGUCAUUGGACAAGUGUUUUAUCCCAUWACGUUAGUUAUUGAGGUAUGGGGGUUGUGUGCACUGUGCCAUCUGGGGUCUGACAGUAAUAAUAAUCAUUUGAUGGAUGCGUAUAUUUGUCCUGUUUCACACAUGUACACYUGUGUAUUAUACCCAUGUCUGAAAUGCAUAUCCCGACUCCUCCUGAGACACCCUCGGAGAGUGGAGUCAGGGACAGUAGAGACGAGUGUCAAAGCUGUGGAUGAGGCGGGAUAACUUCUGGUUAGUAGUCUCUGUCCCACAGAACCCCCUCUCAUUCCCUGCUGCAUUUUCUCUCAAUUCAUGACCCUAACGCUAUCACCUCAUUCUCAACCCUAUUGGAAGAGAAGGCCCAAGGUCCUUCAGGAUACAUGUUCUGUUCAGUGCCAGACUGACAGUUUAAACCUGAAAUGCACCUCUUCCAGAAUCCCAUAUUCAAUCCCCAGUCAGCCAGACAUGGACUGUGAACUGUGACAACCUGUACAUGUUCUCAAAACAUGUAGCAAUGAUAUAUAUUUUUUAUUGUUUAAUAUAUUCAAUGAUCACCUGCAGUGACACGUUUUCCAACUUUGUACAGAAAUACAUAGAAUAAAAGUCACAUUUUGACAUUUGAAUUGUUGAAUCAAUUGUUUUUAUUAGAUCAGCAAAGAUUUGUGAUUUGGUUCAAUCCAGUAGUUUCUGUUAACAUAUAAUAAUUCAAUUCAUAAUUGAAUCCUGUCGAACAAAUCUAAAUCACGGAGGUAGUGGUGCCUUCCGUUGCGUCAGCGUACCACAACAACUGAUCAAGUMAAAAGGAAGAAGGGCUAACAUGGGGAGGUAUAAUGUGCUGUUCCACUGUUACAGAGGCUUUCCCUGGUAAGAUCCUAGCAGCGUAGAGAUUYCUGCCAAUAUUGAUGUAUGGAAACAAUCUCUCUGUAAAAGUGUGUGUGUAUGUGUGUUAUUAUCAAGGUCGUAAAAGGACAGUGUAUCUCUGUCCCAGUCCAGCUGCACUCUGAUCCGAUGGGGUUUAWUUUCCAGUGUCAGGACAGUCUGUGGCCCUUUUGGACAACGUGCCCAGUAUUUAUCAUUAUAAUAGCCUACACGCCAGAGUCCAGUCUGUACCACUCCCUUCCUCUGGACAGACUUAUAGACUACACCUACAAACRARACUGUAUUGUSCCRGACGUCUGUGUCCCAACUGUGUGUCCCAGAGUCAAAGCCCUCAGAGCCCAGGARCAUUCGAUAGUUAUCAAACCUCUCUGGGUUGUCAGGAAGCAGKCGMAUCCCAUCACUGAAUGUCAUACUGGUCAYAUCGUCAGACAGGAUGAGACAUGGAUGGGCAGUGUUGGGGUCCAGAAUCACAGGCGCUGAACAGAGAAAAAYAGAGACAUGUUUAAAACCAGAGAUCCACUGUUUGUUUUAAUUUACUGGGGCAUUAUUGCCAGAUGAUCAGUGAUAUUUUAUCUGAAAUUGUCUGAAUGCAAUUUAAAAAUGUUUGUGAAGAUAUGAACAUUGGUAAGAAUAAAAUCAGACUCACUGUA